Messenger RNA from Colletotrichum godetiae, 477 nucleotides. RefSeq lists its product as uncharacterized. The transcript has a single exon. The record is from RefSeq and is a predicted model, not a curated record. NCBI's taxonomy places the organism in Eukaryota, Fungi, Ascomycota, Sordariomycetes, Glomerellales, Glomerellaceae. Bases 1 to 477 code for a protein of 158 amino acids.
AUGACAGCCGCCUCCUAUAUACGUCUUCACGAACGCUCUGUGAGGCUCUGCUUAUACACCAAGACACACAGACACAGACACAGACAAAGACCCUCCACAACGUUGAACACUGCCCAACUAGACCAUAGAACUUGCCUGUACCUCUGGCACCAUGUCCUCAACAAUAUCAAACCGGCAACUGACCUGGCGCUUAGCGCGAAGAUUACUGCCUUGUGUGACGCGACAACAAGAGCUCAUCUGCCAAGCAUCGCGUAUGACAAGGGGUGGAAGGGGGUAUCUCGAAGGGAUACACAUACUGUGUACUCCCCUACCCGUAAGGGUCUCAAGCCGUUUCUGGCAAGGCAAGUCGAAGCACAUACAACGUACCGGUCAGGCUCCCAGGAACCGGGAACGACCAACCAGAUUCGGCAUAAGGCUCCCAAGAGAGUGGGUAGGAAGGCCGCCCCCGCGGGCAAGAAUAGGCAAACAUGGCAGUGA